Tetrahymena thermophila SB210 is the source of this 1644-nucleotide messenger RNA. RefSeq names its product transmembrane protein, putative. The transcript has a single exon. The record is from RefSeq and is a predicted model, not a curated record. Lineage: Eukaryota; Ciliophora; Oligohymenophorea; Hymenostomatida; Tetrahymenidae.
AUGAAAUUAGCAUCUACAGCCUUUUUGCUAGCAGGAAUAGCAAUAACAUAAAAAUAAUAACAAAAUAGCAUGUGCAUCAGAAAGACAUAAAUAGAAAAAGCCUCUUUUAAAUAAUAAUUCAAUAAUAACUUAAAAUCAAUGUAUUCUAUUCAUAGUUUGUCUGAAAAAAGCUUUAAAUCUUUUUUGUGUGAUAUCUUUUUUUGGGGUAGUACUUUGCUUGUAGCUUAAAAACUAAAAUCGAAAAUAAAGAUUAACUCUUUUACUAAAAAUAGCUUUUUUAAAAGUCUAUUUGGAAUUCAUAUUGAUAAUUAUAGCAAAAAGCUAUUAUCAGUAAUAAAUUAGUAAUAAAAUGUAUUCUAAUAUUAAAGACGUUUUACUUCUACUUGGCCAAUAUACCAAAUUGAUAAAGUUAAUGUAUAACAAAAUGCAAAUAAACUCCUCUUUGAUCCUUAUUUUGGAGUCUCUGCAAGCAGUCCUAAUGCUAUAGGUUUAAUUCAGCAGAUUGAAUAUUAUGAUGAAAAUAGUAAUAAUUGGAAAAUGUUUGGAUACUCGUAUCACAGAUAAUUAGAAAAAUAAAAUUCGUUUGAAGCUAAUGUAUUUGAUCAAAUUGAUACGAUAUAGAAAUUAAAAUACUAUUUUUAAACUUUCCCUAAAAAAAGCAAUAUUUUUAUACCUAAUUCUGUAAAAGUAGGUGAACAUGAAUUAGAAGUAUCAUAGUAUUUUAAUAUAGCUGAAAAAUAAAAAUAAAUAUAGAUAGAUGUAAAUCUUAUUGAAAGCUAUUACGAAAGUAUUCAAAAAGAAGAAAAUUAAUAAAUUUCUGAAUUAGAAUAAUUAUCUAAUAACUCAAUUACUUUUUCAAUCAUAAAUAAAAAUCAUCCUUUCAAAUAAGCUUAAUAAAAAAAUAAGAAAAUUUUCUUUGAAAAAAACUAUAUUUACAUAACAAAAAAUCUUAACUCUUAUUCUGAAGAAGAUCUAAGAAUUUCUUUCCAUGAGUUAAUUCCAAGUGAAGAAGCUACCAUAUUUACUUCUUAGGGUUAGAGUUUAGACGUUUAUUUGGGUGGAAAAUACUUAAAUCUGUUUUUAUAUAGAUUUUAAAUAGCUAAAAAAGGGAGAAUUAAUGAUAAGAAUGAGUUAGUUUAAGAAUUAAUCAAAAACCUUGAAGUAACUAGAUAUGGAUUAUAAUAGCAAACAGAUUUAUCUUUUGAAUAAGAAUAAAAUAAAAAGAAUUAUUUUUUGAGAAUACUUGCUAUUUUAACUUUAAUUUAUUACUUAAAUUUUGCUGAUAGACUAGGAUUAAAUACUUUUAAAUGGGGAUCAUGUUUAAGUUUAAAUCAUUGCUUUGCUAUAUAUUUAUAUAAGUAUGGAUUAAUCAAUUUCAAAUUUUUGAAUUUGUAUUUCCUUUUGCCCUAUACCUUUGCUUGGAUAAUGUAUUCUAAUGAAGAAAAUAAAUAAAUUCGUUCAGACAAUUCUUAAUAAAAUCAAUAAUUAUGUGCAUAAGAUACUUAAUAAUAUUUACAAUAAGAUAUUAAAGUGGAAAGCGAGAUAAGUUAACAAAAUUUUAUUGAGCAGGAGUUCAGAAAUUAAAAUGAAUUACUAUUUAAUCAAUUGAUUGAUUAAAAUCUUAAUUUAAAACCAAAAAUUUGA